GAACCAGGCCGCGCUUCCGGGAACCAGGCCGCGCUUCCGGGAACCAGGCCGCGCUUCCGGCUGCGAGCGCCUUUCUGCUCCGCUUGGGACCCCGCGACAGGGACUGGAGAGGGGCCCCUCCGCCACCUGCUUCCAGGGCACCUUCCGUCAUGCUGGCUGUCAUCAGUGGUUCACACCAUCAGCAUCUGGGAGGUGGAGACCAUAUCAGUCCUCAUUCACUGGCCCAAAGGACAUGGGAGUCACUGGGCUUCUCUUCCGCCCCCCUUCCAGGCAGUUGCUGCUGGGACCUCCUACCUGGGCUGCCGGUCAAAGAGCAGGAAGCAGCGAUGUCUGCCAUGGGUCCUGCAGCUCCACACCUGCAUCGCCCUGGUGACAGUCACAGUGGCUGCAUGAGUUUCCUGGGCGCCCAGCUGCCUCCAGAGGUGGCAGCAAUGCCCCAGCUCCUGAGGAACCUGGAGAGGGGCACAUUCAGAAAGUUGCUGAAGCUGGUGGUCAGCAGCCUGCAGGGGGAAGACUGCCGUGAGGGUGUGCGGCACCUCGGGGCUGGUGCAGACCUGCCUGAGGAGCGUCUGGGUGCCCUGAUCGCUGGCACACACACCCUGCUCCAGCAGGCCCUCCGGCUGCCCCCGGCCAGCCUGAAGCCCGAUGCCUUCAAGAACCAGCUCCAGGAGCUCUGCAUCCCCCAAGACCUGGUCGUGGACUUGGCCAGUGUGGUGUUUGGGAGCCAGCGGCCUCUCCUUGACUCUGCGGCCAGGCAGCAGGGGGCCUGGCUGCCCCAUGUUGCCGACUUUCGGUGGAGGGUGGACGUGGCCAUCUCCACCAGCGCCCUGGCCCGCUCCCUGCAGCCAAGCAUCCUGAUGCAGCUGAAGCUCUCUGAUGGGUCGGCCCUCCGCUUCGAGGUCCCCACGGCCAAGUUCCAGGAGCUGCGGUUCGGUGUGGCCACGGUCCUGAAGGAGAUGGCCGACCUGGAGAAGAGGUGCGAGCGCAAACUGCAGGACUGAGCCUUGCUCGCCAGUCCCCUUCUGGUCACCGGGGAUAGCUGGCUCAGACAGGCGUCUCCAGAGCAAAGGCCGCCCUUCCCAGGAGGCACUCCAGUGAGUGUUUGAGUGUAAUCGCGCAUUUCUCUAAGUGAAGAAGACAGCUGUGUCUUUCCCUUUCUUUGGAAGUAAAGCAGCUACACAAAAUAUGUUCUCCUGGGUAGGCAUCAAACUGCAGGCCCCGUCCCCCCAGCUGUCAGUUGGUCUUGUUGCCAGGUAAGGGCACCCACUGCUCCGGUGUGGCCAUGUGUGGUCUAGUCACAGUCUGGGGUCCAGGCCAAGGCCUUUGUGAGGACACAGAGGUUGCUCAGGCUGCCCCCACCUAACGACUGAGCUCUUGCUCCUGUGAUUUGGGGAACCCUGUGCUUCAGGGUGCACAUUUCAUUCCCCUGUCUUAAAUCCCUGACCUUAUGGAGAACAUUCUAGUGGGGCGAGGGAGGCAUUACGAAGUGCAUAAUACAAACAAGUGGUGUAGCUCGUGGGAGGAUGGGAAGUGGCGCAGGAGGCAGAGCAGCCUUUGGAGAUGGGGGGCAAGGCUGUGGGAGAACUGGGCUGUCAUUUUAAAUUGGGUCGUGGGGGGACCUCCCUGGUGGCCCAGUGGUCAAGAAUGCUUCCAAUGCAGGGGACACGGGUUCGAUCACUGGUCGGGGAACUAAGAUCCCACAUGCCGUGGGGCAACUAAGCCUGCGUGCCACAACUGCUGAGCCCACGCGCCGCAAACUACAGAGCCCACGUGCUCUGGAGCCCGCGCGCUGUAACUAGAAAGAAGCCUGAACGCUGCAACAAAAACCAGACAGCCAAAAAAAAAAAAAAAAAAAAUCAGGGCAUGGGUUGCGCCUCCUUGAGGACAUGGUACCUGAGCAAAGACUUAAAGGAGGCGAGGCGGAGGGAGCAGCCUGUGGUGCACAGGCCACGUGGCUGCAGCCAAGUGGGGGCAAGGUGAGUGGAGGGCACAGGGGGCAGCCCUGAGGGCCUCUCAAAGAGCUUUGGCUCAAUUCUGAGUGAAAUGAGUGUGAUGUGACAGUUGUUUUCAAAGGAUCACACUGGAUGCUGUGUUGAUAACAGAACCUAGGGCAGCAGGGUACGAAUUGGGAGUCUGGUGGAGUUGGCGGUGGCAGGGGAGACAGGAGCAGGGGCCUCGCCUGGGUGCCUCUAGGGUGGGAGUGUGCAGAGCCCGUGGCCAGCCCUGCACCCUGCAGCAUAACCACACCCCAGGUAGGGGCCUGGCGUGUCCCUGCCUCCAUGGUCUGCCACGAAACCAGGUCACAGGUCUGGUAGUAUUAAUAGCCCCGAGCAUCAUGCAGGAACCUCCUCUGAAAACAGAAAAUGAGCUUGGGUGCCCACCUGGCACCUGCCCUUCCCCAGCGCCCCCUUCCUGCCCCCUGCUCCAUGCCACGACCCAUCAAGAGCGGCAGUGUUUGCUCUGUGCUGUUUCCAGAACACUCCCAUGAUCUCGGUUAAUUAAGGCCUUUCCCUGAGUGAGGGUCCUAGCAAGUUAGGUGUGGGCCAAGGGCACAGAGGAGGCCAUGCUAAGGUGCUGCUGUGCGCUCGGAGCUAGAGUUUCAGAGGCCAGGCUGCAGGUGGGGCCCCGUCUUGGCUCAGCUGAGGAGUGCAGACUCCCCAGGUCUCCUUCAGCGUCAGCUGGCAUCCUUGGGCUCUGCUCCCCUGAGGACAGGAGCUGGACCGGGCUGUGCUCGCUGUUGCCCAGGCCUGCUCAGAAGAACGUGCACAGGUGAGCUGAGCACCACAUCUGCCUCCACCAGUGAUGGAGGCUUUCCUGUCAGUCACUGUGCUGUGACGUCUUCCUCGACCACUGGGCAUGUGUCAGGAACAUGUGCUCAUUAUGAUACAUUUGGAAAAGCCGAAAAAGUAAAACGAACAAAAAAGUAAAAAGAUUCAAAAAGCUCCUUUGCCCAUAGACGGUCAUGGAGAAACUGUCUUGACCAGACUUGACAUUUACGCUCUGUGCUGUCUCUGUGUUAACACAGCUCUGUUCAUGUAACUCUUCCUGAUAUGAGGGUCUGUCUAAUGGCAGCAGAACAUGCAUCUUCCUGGUGGGCGUGCCAAGUUUCUCUUGGGCAAAACAAGCAAAGCACCACAGACCGGGCAGCCUAUAAGACAACAGACAUUGAUUUCUCACAGUGUGGAGGACUGAUGUCCGAGGUCAGGGGGCCAGCAGGGGCGGGUGAGGCCCUCUGCCUGGCUGCAGACUUCUGUGUCCUCACGUGGAGGAAGAGGCAAGGGAGCUCUCUGUGGGGUCUCUUAUCAGGGGGACUCCACCUUCAUGACCGAAGCACUCCCAAAGGCCCCACCUCAUAACACCCUCACAUUGGGCAUUAGGAUUUCAACAUAUACAUUUUGGGGACACAAACAUUCAGACCAGAGCAACUGCUGUGUUUCAUUUUUUUUCUUGAUUAAAAAAUCACUGAUGUUGGGACCUCCCUGGUGGCUAAGUGGUUAAGACUCUGCGCUCCUAAUGCAGGGGGCCCAGGUUCGAUCCCUGGUCAGGGAACUAGAUCUCACAUGCUUGCUGCAACUAAGAGUUCGCAUGCCACAAGUAAGGAGCCCUCGAGCUGCAACUAAGACCCGGCACAACCAAAUAAAUAUUUUUAAAAAUCACAGUGAGGACUUCCCUGGUGGCACAGUGGUUAAGAAUCCACCUGCCCAUGCAGGGGACACGGGUUCGUUUCCUGGUCCAGGAGGAUCACACAUACCGUGGAGCAACUAAGCCCAUGUGCUGCAACUACUAAGCCCAUGUGCCGCAACUACUGAGCCCUCAUGCUUUAACUACUGAAGCCCACACACAUAGAGCCCGUGCUCCGCAACAAGAGAAGCCACCACAAUGAGAAGCCCAUGCACCACAAUGAAGAAUAGCCCCUGCUCUCCGCAGCUAGAGAAAGCCCGCGUGCAGCAACGAAGACCCAACACGGCCAAAAAAAAAAAAAAAAAAAAAUCAGUGAUGUUAUGCAACUAGAUAUGCAACUAGAGAUUAUCGUACUAAGUGAAGUCAGACAAAUACCAUAUGAUAUCACAUGUUUGGAAUCUAAAAUGCAUACGAUACAAAUGAACAUAUCUAUGAAACAGACACAUGGAGAAGAAACUUGUGGUUGCCGUGGGGGUGGGGGUGGGGGAGGGAAGGACUGGGAGUUUGGGAUGAGCAGAUGCAAACUAGUAUAUAAUGAAUGGACAAACAACAAGGUCCUACUGUAGAGCACAGGGAACUAUAUUCAAUAUCCUGAGAUAAACUGUAAUGAAAAAGAAUAUGAAAAAGAAUAUAACUGAAUCACUUUGCUGUACACAAGAAAUUAGCACAACAUUGUAAGUCAACUAUACUUCAAUAAAAAAAUUUUAAUCAUUGAUGUCAAUAGGAAACGGUAGAAGGAUUUUAUAUUAAAACUAUUUAGAAGUAGAAACAGAGGAGGCAGAAUGUGACCACUUUCCCCAUUGAAUCAUUCCAUGUGUAGACUUUUGUGUUGGCUUCUUAACACAGUGUUGUAAAAAAAGAAUGUGAUCAUUUUAGGGGCUUCCCUUGGUGGCACAGUUGUUAAGAAUCCUCCUGCCAAUGCAGGGGACACAGGUUCGAGCCCUGGUCCGGGAAGAUCCCACAUGCUGCGGAGCAACUAAGCCCGUGCGCCACAACUACUGAGCCUGUAGUGCCACAGCUACUGAAGCCUGCUUGCCUAGAGCCUGUGCUCUGCAACAAGAGAAGCCACAUCAAUGAGAAGCCCACGUGCCACAACGAAGAGUAGCCCCUGCUCUCCACAACUAGAGAAAGCCCGCGCGCAGCAACAAAGACCCAACGCAGCGAAGAAUAAAGUUUUUUUUUAAAAGAAUGUGAUCAUGUUAAAGCCCUUGGUAUUAUGUCCCUAACGACCCAAAGCACCACCUCGAGCGCCCCCUACAGGCUAGACGCUGUCGACCAGGCCCCAGCCGAGCGCAGAGAAGGUACAGGUGGAACCACCAGGUGCAGGCCCUCUGCCGGGCGCGUGUUAACUCAUUAACUCACAGGCACGAGGCCUCUCCGCCUCACGGGUGACUAAGCGCAGAGAGGUUUGCGUCUUGCCUAACGACACACAGCUGAUGGGGGAGCUGGCAGUCCGUUCUCCGCCAGCCUUCCCUCCCCACCUGUCCUUAGUCCGCCGACUCUGUGGGCAUGCGAACCUGGUGGCAGGGCAGGCUCUUGGUGCCGGCUCCCGUGCCCUGAGCUGCUGUGUCCAGAGUGAGGACACACGUUUAGGGUCGAGGGCCACGGGCUUGGGGGCGUCUGUUUUGCCGGUUACCGCAGCAAAAUUGGGCCAGUGCAACCAGGAACGGAGACCUGGGGUCCGAGCCCGGCCGACGUGCCCCAGCAGGUGCUCUGAGCUCUGCUGCCACGGAGUGGCCCCGUAGCUGCGACGCCGUGGCUCUAAGUCACGUGCCUGGCAGGGACGCACACACCCCCUUCCCGAGGGACCCUCCCAUCAUCCUCUCGGUUGUCCUGGCAGGGAGGGGUGCUUUUCCGACUGAGGCUGGGAGUCCCGCGAGUCAGCACCAGGAUUUGCACACCCUUUUGCCCAUCAGGCGGCAGAGACCCCCUUGUCCUUGUGCUCCUGGCGGGGGCUGUCUGGCUCUGUCUCCCCAGCCCUGUGGGUGUGUCCACCCUGCUGGUCUACGCCCUGGAGGGUCGGCAGACUGGGAGGGCCCUGGGCCCCUUGAAGUCACCGUGUCUACACGGCGCUAUCUGCUCCCAUCUCCACCCUCGGGGGGUCCCAGCCAGCAAGUGGGGGUGUAGAGCUCUGCUCGCUCACCUGCUUCCCUCCCCCUCUCCCAGAAGGCACCGUCUGUGCCUUUUAAGUCACUGGUCAGGAACGUCAGGACCAGAACAUUAUCUCCAUCCUCAGGAGGCUGGAGGUGGUGGCCCUGACGGCGCUGCCCCUCCCACAGCGGCUGUGGGGCAGCCCUUUCCCCCGCUUCUCCAGCUGCUCAGCCAGGAGAGGGUCGCAGAGCCCUGCCUCGGCCCUCGGAGGAGCUCUUGACAGCUCUGAUACUGCAAACUCUGGGUUGUUCAUUUGUGAGCCUUCAUGUUUCUGUCUCAAGGAGGGACACAUGGGCAAACAGUGACACAAGGCAUACAGGUGGUAAGUGGCUUUCAUGAGACGGAGAAGAUGGGCAGCAGGCUGUUCCCAGGACUGUUGGCUCCUGGGGCUGGACAAAGCCAGGGGAUGAGAGCCACCAGCCUCCAGGCCGCUCACAGAUUCUGGCCUCACCGUGGGUACGGGGAGGCAGACGUGAUCCAGCUUGAGAAGGUCCCUCCAACUGCGGGUCACAGGCUUGCGGGCCAGCAGUGGUGGCCCUUCUCACCUGCGUCGAGAGUGGCUAACUUUUCUCUAAAGGGCCAGAGAGUAUUUUAGCUUUUCAGGUCAUAAUGAUUCUCAGUUCUGCCAUCGUAGCUCAGAAACAGCCAGAGACAUCUAAACCAAUGGGCAUAAUCAUGUUCCAAUAAAAAUGUCCUGUGGACACUGAGAUUUUAA
Molecule: messenger RNA, 6547 nt
Organism: Orcinus orca (killer whale)
Lineage: Eukaryota; Metazoa; Chordata; Mammalia; Artiodactyla; Delphinidae
Gene: COMMD5
Product: COMM domain containing 5
Exons: 2
Coding region: 150-1001 (283 amino acids)
Cellular component (GO): nucleus
Source: RefSeq, a predicted model, not a curated record